CACGUUGUGGUACAUCCACACCACAGUAGUUGAUUUCUUGACAGGUCAGGACUUAGAUCGAUUGAGGAAAGUAGACUGCGAUUGGCUGCCGCUUGUGAUAUAGUUUAUUGUUAACUGCGCCGCCCAAUUUCUAAUGUGCUAGAUUCUGUGAUGCUUUAAAGCUACCGUAGCCUCGCAAUUUGUUGCCUCGGUUGGUUCCAUCCAACCAGAAUAUAUUUUUUUACGCCUUGAUUUUUGUGUGAUCUGUUUCCUUCGUGUCAUUCUAACAGUCCCGACAGAACUUCGAACUCUCCGAUGAUGCUCCCCCGUCUCACGUCGUAGUCAUCGAAAACUUGCCCCCCAACGUGACCGAGAAUGAAGUUGCUGGUUUGGCCGCACCCUUCGGACACAUUGUCAGUAUGGUUCUCACGAGGAUGAGCGGGUUUGGCUUGAUCGAGAUGGCCAAUCAGAUGGCCGCGGAGGAUAUGGUGGAUUACUACUCUCGCAUUUACACUCCCAGUAUUCGCGGCACUGGCCCUUUAAUCGUUGCGUUCAGUCGCUAUACAUCUCUGCAAAACGCCGGAAUCACUCCACAGGCUUCGGAAGCCAUCAUGAAUGCUAAUAAGCAUUUUGAAGCAUUGAGCUCUUCCGGUUUUUUCAAGAGUCCGCGUACGGUUGUUCGCGUUCGUGUGUUCCAAUCACCACCCGGUAUUCACUUCGGUUACAUGCAGUUUUAUCGACUGUUUCAUAAAUUCGGUCGCAUUUUACGCAUUAUUGCCUUCAAGUCUGGUGCUUUGCCCAAUGCAUUCCUCGAAUUUGACAAUCCCCUGUCUGCGCAAGUAGCCAUCGUACAAUGCGAUGGUGUUCCGAUGCCAAUGAGGGACGUACCCGGAACACCCACAUGCGUCAUGCGUCUAGAUUUCUCACAUCAGCCCACCAUCGAUGUGCGUACCGAGGAUGUCAACUGCCGUGAUUUCACUCGGAAUCCGGCUCCGGAGUAUGAUCGAAAUGACCGUCCAUCACCGUUGUACAACGGACAGAACGAUCAGUAUGGUGAUUCUGAUCGACUCAGUCCGUUGACACCGAACAACGUGCUGAGGCAAUUGACCGAAGACCGUUUGGCUCAGUUGGAGACCAGCGUGUUAUCCGAACUAGCCUCCAGGAUGGUUAAGCCAUUACUUAAGGCUGCUUUGAGCGCGGGUAGUCAGCAAUCCUCGUUCCUAAAAUCCCAGGCGGAAGUGUUGGAACAUUUGGCCCCAAGGACGUCGCGUAUGGGUUCCGGCGCUGGAAGAUCAUCUCAACAACCAAUGUUUUCUGGUGGUUUUUCUAUGGAUGAUGAACCAAAUCAAUCCAUUUCUUCACCCGUUGUAUACGUAUCCAAUUUGAAUCAAGAGCGUGUCACACCUGACAACUUGUUCAUUCUAUUUGGAGUGUACGGUGAUGUGCAGCGCGUGAAGAUAUUACACGGGAAAAAAGAUUGUGCCCUUAUUCAGUACGCUGAACUGAAACAGGCUCAUUUAGCCAUUAGCUAUCUUGACAAGCAACCUUUCUACGGCAAACAAAUUCGUUGCUCAUCGGCUAAAGUUCAACAAGUAAACAUUCCCACGCCGGGAAAAGAUAAUACCGAGGCCAGUGCGGACAACAUUAGCCAACUGAAUCGCGAAUACGUCGCUCACCGCUUGCAUCGCUUCCGUUGGGCCAAUGCGCGCACCUAUCACAAUUUGUGUGCCCCGUCCAAGUUUUUACACAUUGUCAAUCUGCCUGACGCGGUGUCUGAGGAAGACAUACAGGAUGCUUUUGUGCGAAUUGCCGGUGUUAAUCCGCUCGGUGUCAAGGUGAUCAGGGCUUCUAAACUGAUGGCUUUAGUUCAGUUGGAAGAUAUUGAGCAAGCUAUCGGAGCUCUAGUUGCCAUGCACGACUACGAGAUUGAAACGAACUAUCGUAUUCGUGUCAGCUUCACCAAGUCGACAUUUAAACCGUAAACCUUCAUCUACGCACAAGGAUUCCUUUUGAGGACAACAUGUUACCGGCGUUCCAUAAACCUUUGCCCAUUUUAUCCCUAUCCACUUCAAUGUUUUCGACACCUUUGGUUCUUCUGCAUCUGUAGUGCUUCAUGUUCUGCAUGCCAUUAAAUGAGCCUUUUUGCUUCUC
Dicrocoelium dendriticum is the source of this 2130-nucleotide messenger RNA. The record is from the annotation of a GenBank genome assembly. NCBI's taxonomy places the organism in Eukaryota, Metazoa, Platyhelminthes, Trematoda, Plagiorchiida, Dicrocoeliidae.